Pyrus x bretschneideri (Chinese white pear) is the source of this 6461-nucleotide messenger RNA. Its product is annotated as callose synthase 7. Lineage: Eukaryota; Viridiplantae; Streptophyta; Magnoliopsida; Rosales; Rosaceae. Gene Ontology annotation, biological process: (1->3)-beta-D-glucan biosynthetic process. The record is from RefSeq and is a predicted model, not a curated record. The coding region runs from base 359 to 6124 and encodes 1921 amino acids. Gene Ontology annotation, cellular component: plasma membrane; 1,3-beta-D-glucan synthase complex. The transcript has 42 exons. Gene Ontology annotation, molecular function: 1,3-beta-D-glucan synthase activity.
CUUAGAAGGCAGCCUCUCCGCAGCAGAAACACCACACUUCCGCGCAGCUGAUGAAGAUUUGUUUAUCACAAUUCUCUAAUUCUAAAAGCAAAAGCACUUCAAAAGGCAUCUGAAACCCUCCAAUAUAUCACCAAUUCCUUUCUUGCUUGCAAAGCAAAAACACACUUUGCUUUCCUUUUCCCCACCUCCUUCCCAGAGUGUGUGUGUGUGUGUAUCUCUCUCUCUCUCUCUCUCUCUCUUAUAUUUCUCUCUUUAAAUCGCCGAAAAGAUCACAUCAUAUCUUCGCAACAACCCACAUUGAAUAAGUGAGAGCUGAAACCGAGAGGAGACUGCCGAGGAUUGGCGGUGCUUUUCGGAAAUGGCCAGCUCCAGCGGGACGAAGAACGACUUCCUGGGGCCGCCUCAGUCAUCAUCGAGGGCAAUGACCACUAGGGCUUUGGACGACGCGUUGGACAGCAUAGUUGUGCCCCCUGCACUUGACUCAAUUGCUCCGAUUUUUCGAGUUGCGGAUGAGAUUGAGAAGGACAACCCUAGGGUUGCUUAUCUCUGCCGCUUCCAUGGAUUUGAGAAGGCAAACAUGAUGGAUCCAACAUCAAGUGGACGUGGUGUUCGACCCUUUAAGACGCUCCUUUUGCACAAACUUGAAAGGGACGAAGUGGAUACAAAACAUCAGCUUGCUAGAUCUGAUCCACAAGAAAUUCUGAAGUAUUACCGCCAAUUCUAUGAGAAAAAUAUCAAAGAUGGAGGGUACACAAAGAAACCGGAAGAGAUGGCUAAGAAUUGUCAGAUUGCAAGAGUACUGUAUGAUGUGCUCAUGACACUGGUACCUCAAUCCCAAAUAGACAAACAGACACUGAAGAUGGCUGAAGAUGUCCAGAAGAUGGCUGAAGAUGUCAAGAAGAAAAAGGAGCAGUAUGUCAACUAUAACAUUCUUCCGCUUUAUACUGUUGGUGUUCAACCAGCAAUUAUGGAACUUCCCGAGAUCAAAGCAGCGCGCCGUGCUCUACAAAAUGUGAACAGUCUUCCAAUGCCAAUAUUUCAUGUAAAAUCCGUGAAUCCUGAUGACAGUUCAACAGCGCCUACAGAGAGGAUUAAACCUGUCAAUGAUAUACUCGAUUGGCUUUCGUAUAUUUUUGGGUUUCAGAAAGGAAAUGUGGCGAAUCAGAGGGAACACUUACUCUUGCUACUUGCCAACAUGGACGUAAGACACAGAAAUCUUGAAAAUUUCACUGAGUUGAACAGUGCCACUAUACAACAAUUGAGCGAGAAAAUUUUUAAGAAUUAUCGUUCCUGGUUUAACUAUUUGCAUUGUAAAUCAAAUAUUAGGUUCCCUCCGGGUGAAGACAGACAAGAAUUGGAACUUAUUUACAUUGCGCUCUAUCUUCUCAUAUGGGGUGAAGCUUCAAAUAUUCGGUUCAUGCCUGAAUGCUUAUGCUAUAUUUUCCAUCAGAUGGCCAAAGAGGUAUAUGGAAUUUUAUCUAGCAAUGCUCAUCCGGCUAAUGGAGAAACAUACGAAACAACAGCACGGGAAGAAGAAUCUUUUCUGAAAGAUGUUGUAACUCCUAUCUACCAGGUCUUGUACAAGGAGGCAAAGAGAAACAAAAAUGGCAAGGCAAGUCAUUCAAGAUGGAGAAAUUAUGAUGAUCUAAAUGAAUACUUUUGGUCCGACAGUUGUUUUAGGCUAGGGUGGCCAAUGGACCCUAAAGCAGAUUUUUUUAGGCAUUCAGAUGGGAUUCAACCAACAAAGGAGAGGCCAAAUCAAGCUGCUGGUGGGAGGAGGAAACCUAAAACAAAUUUUGUAGAAGUCCGAACAUUUUGGCACCUCUACAGAAGUUUUGACCGAAUGUGGAUAUUCUUGAUAUUGGCUUUCCAGGCUCUGCUUAUUGUUGCAUGGAGUCCUUCUGGUUCUCUGACUGCUUUCUUUGAUGCGGAUGUCUUCAGAAGUGUUUUAAGUAUCUUCAUCACUAAUGCUUUCCUCAACUUAUUACAAGCCACUCUGGAUAUAAUUCUUAGUUGGCAUUGUUGGAAGAGCUUGGAAUUCACUCAAAAACUACGAUACCUCUUGAAAUUUGCUGUAGCUGGUGUAUGGGCUGUGGUUCUGCCUAUUGGUUAUUCUAGUUCUGUGCAGAGUCCUACAGGACUUCUAAAAUUCUUCAGCAGUUGGUCUAGGGAUUGGCGGAAUCAAUCAUUUUAUAAUUAUGCUGUCGCGCUCUAUCUACUUCCUAAUAUAUUGGCUGCUGUGCUAUUAUUUCUUCCACCUUUACGGAGGCACCUAGACCGCUCAAGCUGGAGGAUUGUCACUCUCUUUAUGUGGUGGGCUCAGCCAAAAAUGUACGUAGGAAGAGGGCUUCAUGAGGACGUCUUUUCACUGCUGAAAUAUACGCUGUUUUGGAUCAUGCUGCUAAUCAGCAAGCUAUCGUUCAGCUAUUACGUGGAGAUACUGCCACUUGUUGCACCUACAAAAAUAAUAAUGGAAAUGCCUAUAAGUAAUUAUCGAUGGCAUGAGUUCUUUCCAAAUGUAACUCAUAAUAUUGGCGUUGUUAUUGCAAUAUGGGCUCCAAUCGUCCUGGUUUAUUUUAUGGAUGGACAAAUAUGGUAUGCAAUAUUUUCUACUAUCUUUGGUGGAAUUCAUGGAGCCUUCAGCCGUGUGGGUGAGAUACGGACCCUUGGGAUGUUGAGGUCCAGAUUUGAAUCUGUGCCUUCUGCUUUCAGUAAUCGUCUUAUGCCGUCACAAAAUGAGUAUGCAAACAAGGAAGAACCGAAUGAGCAACGCCAACGAAAGAACAUUGCUAAUUUCUCUCACGUUUGGAAUGAGUUCAUAACUUCAAUGCGAGGGGAAGACCUUAUCAGCAAUAGAGAUAGAGAUCUGCUGCUUGUUCCAUAUUCAUCAGGUGAUGUGUCUGUUGUCCAGUGGCCUCCUUCCUUGCUUGCCAGUAAGAUUCCGAUAGCAUUAGACAUGGCAAGACAUUUUAAGGGGAAGGCAGAUGAUGAUUUAUUUAGAAAGAUUAAGAAUGAUGGUUGUAUGUACUCAGCAGUAACUGAAUGCUAUGAGACACUCAAGGAUAUUAUAUAUGGCCUUUUGGAAGAUGAAGCGGAUAAGAUGAUUGUAAAGUGGAUAUGCUCUGAAGUAGACAGUAGCAUACAGCAGCAUAGAUUUUUGACUAAAUUCCGCAUGAGCGGGCUGCCAUUUCUUAGCGAGAGGUUGGAGAAUUUUCUAAAGCUCUUGCUAGUCGCAGAUGAGGAUGAUGAUAAUGUCUAUAGUUCCAUGCAUCAGAUAAUCAAUGUCCUUCAAGAUAUCAUGGAGAUUAUCACACAGGAUGUUAUGAUCAACGGCCGUGAAAUACUGGAGGCAGCACAUCACAUUGAUCCUCAAAAUGUCAAGAGGGAACAAAAGUUGCAAAAGCUUAAGAUUGGCUACAGACAUAAGGAUUGGAGGGAGAAGGUAGUCAGACUUCAUUUGAUUUUGACUGUCAAGGAGUCUGCCAUCAAUGUCCCUCAAAACUUGGAAGCUCGCAGGCGCAUUACCUUCUUUGCAAACUCCUUAUUCAUGAACAUGCCACGUGCUCCCAAAGUUCGUGACAUGCUCUCAUUCAGUGUUCUGACUCCUUAUUACAAAGAAGAUGUGCUCUAUUCUGAUGAGGAACUUAUACGAGAAAAUGAGGAUGGAAUCUCAAUUUUGUUCUACCUGCAGAAAAUAUAUCCUGAUGAAUGGACAAAUUUCAAGGAACGGCUAAAAGAGAUUCCUGAGGACAGAUCAGAGUUAACUCGUCAGUGGGUAUCUUACAGGGCACAGACACUUUCUAGAACAGUGAGAGGGAUGAUGUACUAUAGGAAGGCUUUAGACCUUCAGUGUGUCCUGGAAACAGCAGGAGAUAGUGAUUUUUUUGGAGGCUACCAAACCUUAAACGAAAAUGCUGAGCGGGCUUUUCGAGAUCGUGCACAAGCUCUGGCAGAUUUGAAGUUUACAUAUGUACUUUCUUGUCAGGUCUAUGGUGCUCAGAAAAAUUCCAAUGAACCUCGGGAUAGAAGUUGUUACAUUAAUAUCCUGAAGCUGAUGCUAAUGUAUCCAUCUCUACGUGUUGCUUACAUAGAUACAACGGAGGAGCAAGUGAAUGGAAAACCCCAAAAAACUUACUUUUCUGUUCUAGUCAAGGGAGGUGACAAAUGGGACGAGGAAAUAUACCGUAUCAAGCUUCCAGGUCCUCCUACAGAUAUUGGCGAAGGAAGACCUGAAAAUCAAAACCAUGCCAUUAUCUUUACUCGCGGAGAAGCCCUGCAGACAAUAGACAUGAAUCAGGAUAAUUACUUCGAAGAAGCUUUCAAAAUGAGAAAUGUGUUGGAGGAAUUCCAAAAGCAUCGUCGUGGGAACCAAAAACCCACAAUAUUGGGUCUAAGGGAGCAUAUUUUCACUGGAAGUGUUUCAUCAGUUGCUUUGUUCACGUCGAAUCAAGAGACCAGUUUUGCAACCAUUGGCCAAAGAAUUUUGGCAAAUCCACUGAGGGUACGGUUCCAUUAUGGUCAUCCUGAUAUAUUUGAUAGAAUCUUCCACAUAACAAGAGGUGGCAUAAGCAAAGCUUCAAAAGUAAUAAACUUAAGCGAUGAUAUAUUUGCAGGGUACAAUUCAACUAUGCGUGGGGGAUUUAUAACACAUCACGAGUAUAUCCAAGUAGGCAAGGGGCGUGACGUGGGAAUGAACCAAAUAUCACUUUUUGGGGCUAAGGUUUCAAAUGGAAAUGGAGAACAGACACUUAGCCGUGAUGUUUACCGGCUUGGGCGUCAGUUUGAUUUCUUCAGAAUGCUGUCCUUUUACUUCACAACAAUUGGAUUCUAUUUUAGUAGUAUGGUAACUGUGCUGGCUGUAUAUGUGUUUUUAUAUGGACGUAUGUACAUGGUUAUGAGUGGGUUAGAGAAGGAGAUCAUGGAGAAUCCAGCCAUACAUGAGAACAAAGCCUUCGAAGAGGCUUUGGCUGCCCAGUCUGUCUUUCAACUGGGCUUGUUGCUUGUGCUUCCCAUGGUAAUGGAAAUUGGCCUAGAGAAAGGGUUCCGCACUGCCUUGGGUGAUUUUGUCAUCAUGCAGCUGCAGUUGGCCUCUGUUUUCUUCACAUUCCAACUUGGAACAAAAGCCCAUUACUAUGGAAGGAAAAUCUUACACGGAGGAUCUAAAUACCACGCAACUGGCCAUGGUUUUGUUGUCCAUGCAAAGUUUUCCGAGAAUUAUAGACUCUACUCACGCAGUCACUUUGUGAAAGGGUUGGAAGUGCUGAUUCUGCUGAUUGUUUUUGGAGUCUAUGGGGAAUCUUAUAGGAGUUCAAAUCUUUUUCGGUUCAUCAUUUUCUCCAUGUGGUUUCUGGUUGCUUCGUGGUUGUUUGCUCCUUUCAUAUUCAAUCCGUCCAGCUUUGACUGGCAGAAAAUUGUAGAUGAUUGGACAGAGUGGAAUAGGUGGAUGGGAAACCGUGGUCGUAUUGGGAUAUCACCUGACAAAAGUUGGGAAUCAUGGUGGGAUGAAGAACAGGAACACCUCAAAUACACAGGUUUCCGGGGAAGAAUUCUUGAGAUAAUACUUGCGCUUCGGUUCCUUAUUUACCAAUAUGUAAUUGUUUACCACCUUGAUAUAGCUCAUCACAGCAAGAGUUUACUGGUUUAUGGACUUUCUUGGGUGGUUAUGGUAACUGUUCUUCUCGUUCUAAUGAUAGUUUCCAUGGGUGGACGAAGAUUUGGCCCCGACUUUCACCUCAGGUUCAGGAUUUUGGAAACGCUUCUGUUUCUUGGUUUCAUGUCAGUCUUGAUUGUCCUAUUUGUUGUUUGCGGCCUUACCAUUUCAGAUCUAUUUGCUGCAAUCCCUGCCUUUCUACCAACAGGCUGGGCCCUCCUUCUGAUCGGACAAGCAUGCAGGCCGGUGUUCAGAAGGCUAGGAUUCUGGGAAUCAAUCAAGGAGCUUGGACGAGCAUACGAUUACAUAAUGGGACUAGUAAUCUUCACGUCCAUAGCCAUUUUGUCAUGGUUCCCGUUUGUAUCAGAGUUCCAAACACGUAUCCUCUUCAACCAAGCAUUCAGCAGAGGCCUGCAGAUUUCCAGGAUUCUUGCAGGAAGGAGAGACAAGACUGCGUCUUGGACAGAAACUUAAAAAUUUCCAUCUACAUCGAAGCUUUUAGCAUCUCUAAGUUCAUGUCCGCAAUUAGAAUAUAACUAGAAAGUGAUGCUUGCGCGUUGCUGCGGGAUUAAAAAUUGUAUGAAAAAUUGUGUAACUUCAUUAUCUUCAUAAGCAAUGUUUUGUUUAGGACCUUGCAAUGCCUUAACUCACUCCUUAGUUAAUUUACCUGCCUCGUAGUGAAUAUAGGAAUGUGGUGACUUAGCACUUGGGUUACCUAAGUCUUUUGUGUAUAGUGGAUGAUGUGGGUAUAUACAAUCCCAUUGUAAUUCCCUUUGAAUUAUGAAAUAACAAACUUAUCUUUUCUCUACAA